GGCUGCUGCGCGCAUCUGGCUGUCCAGAUCGACGUUAACGGCCUGAGGAGGACGGCGACCUACCACAUCAUUACGCGAUGGGCAACACAAACCUCCUCGGGAGACCGACCAAAACUACCAGCGAGCUUUCGAAGCAAGAGAUGACCGGAGGGACGCCUGCACUCGAUGCGAAGAUCAGAAGGUCCAAGCCCGAGGCGGUCUGCUUUGUUGGCAAGGGAAUAUGGGAGGCAGUCUGGCGAUGGAGGUACGGGCGUGAUAUAUAUAUAUAUAUAUAUAUAGAUGAGAACCUAGGGAAGAGCGUGGAUGGCGUUGAAGAGCUGGACAGUCGAGGCAGGGUAUGGAAGGGAGCGGCGGUUUUCAUGACGACCAGCACAAGUGGGCUUGCGGCGAGCCUAUCACUUCAGGAAGAGAAAGCUAUCUGGAAGGCCCACUGUUUAGUUAGGAAGAGAUGGUGUUUGUAUUGAACAUGGAGCGAGAUUGAUGGUGGCACUUUAGCAGGUGGCAGAAGUCUG
Molecule: messenger RNA, 512 nt
Organism: Colletotrichum acutatum
Lineage: Eukaryota; Fungi; Ascomycota; Sordariomycetes; Glomerellales; Glomerellaceae
Exons: 1
Coding region: 78-464 (128 amino acids)
Biological process (GO): base-excision repair, AP site formation
Molecular function (GO): uracil DNA N-glycosylase activity; pyrimidine-specific mismatch base pair DNA N-glycosylase activity
Source: RefSeq, a predicted model, not a curated record